This is a messenger RNA of Hibiscus syriacus, 1367 nucleotides long. RefSeq names its product ABSCISIC ACID-INSENSITIVE 5-like protein 7. NCBI's taxonomy places the organism in Eukaryota, Viridiplantae, Streptophyta, Magnoliopsida, Malvales, Malvaceae. The record is from RefSeq and is a predicted model, not a curated record. Gene Ontology annotation, cellular component: nucleus. Gene Ontology annotation, biological process: positive regulation of DNA-templated transcription. Bases 196 to 1149 code for a protein of 317 amino acids. Gene Ontology annotation, molecular function: DNA-binding transcription factor activity. The transcript is spliced from 5 exons.
UUUAUGGGAAAUAGCUGUUUCACAUUUGUUGAGUGUUGAUUGGUUUUCCCGCUCCAGGAUUGAAUUUCUUGGAUCUGGGUGUUUCUUUUUCGAGAAAAACGACACGAAAAUGUAUUCUUCCAGCGUAUUAGCUGCAUAAUUGGAUGGAUUUGCAGGAGAAAUCGUUUUGUUUCUGUGGCAAAUUUGUGGAGAAGAAUGGGGUCUCGCCUGAAUUUCAACAACUUUGGAGAUGGUGGUCCAAGCAUGGAAGGAGACGGGUCGAAGCCAGGCAGCGAUUUCCCAUUGGCUAGGCAAUCAUCUAUAUACUCAUUGACCUUUGAUGAGCUGCAGAGCAACUUUGGUGGACUCGGGAGGGACUUUGGAUCGAUGCACAUGGAUGAACUGUUGAGGAAUAUCUCGACCGCCGAUGAGAAUCAGGCCGCCGCCGCUGCGGCGGCUUCGGUUCCUUCGAAUUUGCCGAGGACUCUGAGUUCAAAGACGGUUGAUGAAGUAUGGAAGUACUUGAUGAAAGAAACCGAUAGUGCUAAAGAUGGAGAAGCGAAUUCGCCGGCGAGGGGACCGACUCUCGGGGCGAUGACACUGGAGGAAUUCUUGUUGAAGGCACAGAUUGGAACGACAAAUAAUGGUAGAUUCAUCUGUAACAACUCCGCUUCGGCUCUGGCGUUUCGACCGGCGGAUUCGAACGAUGACGGACCGAGGUUACUAUUGAACACGAGUGGAUUCAAGUCAUCAUCGCAGCAACAACAGAAACAACCGCUUUUCCCCAAGCAACAAACACUUGGUAUUGCUCCUUGUAUGAAUGGUAAUCUGGUUCAAUCCAUCAUGCUGCAAUCCGAUCCGCCAUCGCCGGUUCCUUACGCAUUCGGCCAGGGGAGAAAAUGCAGCCCAGCUGUGGAGAAAGUAGUCGAGAGAAGGCAGAGGAGAAUGAUUAAGAACCGAGAGUCGGCUGCGAGGUCACGAGCUCGAAAGCAGGCCUAUACAUUGGAACUCGAGGCCGAGGUUGCUAAACUAAAAGAAACGAACCGAGAAUUGCGGGAGAAACAGGAAGAGAUGAUGGAAAUGCAGAACAAUCGGAUGCGAGAGAAAGUGAAUCGACCUUGGGGAAGUAAAAGACAAUGCUUGAGAAGAACAAUAACCAACCCUUGGUAGAACCUCAAAUCGCCGACGGUAAUAACCUUGCUCGGUCGUACGAUACGACGAUUAUGGUGUGCACCGAUUAUCAGUGUGUAUAAAAGAAGCAAAGGGUGUUUGAGAUGUAAAUUAUGAAACUCCAUACUAAUAGUUUAACUCUGUAUGUUGGAUUUCUCUAAUUGGCUUGUGCCUAUCAGAGUAUGCAACCUUCAUCUAUAAGCAAAAUUUUUUGUUUC